AUGCCAAUGUACUCAUCCCUAGUGUCUUCUCAACACAACCCUAGGUGCUCGAAUUCAACCGCAUCUAAAAGACCAGUUGGAAUUGUCACACCAGAAAACGAAGCCGAGAUUCGUGCAACUAUUCUUUGUAGCCGAGAACAAGGACUCCAAGUUAGAAUCCGAAGUGGUGGCCAUGACUAUGAAGGCCUUUCAUACCUUUGCAAAACACCAUUUAUCAUUAUUGACAUGAGAAACCUUCGUUCAAUUACCAUCGACAUUAAGCACGAAACUGCAUGGGUCCAAUCGGGGGCCACACUCGGGGAGCUUUACUACCACAUCGCAAAGAAAAGUCAAACUCACGGGUUCCCGGCGGGGAUAUGUCCAAGUGUCGGCGUUGGCGGCCACUUUAGCGGUGGAGGGUUCGGUGCCAUGGUGAGGAAAUACGGCCUAGCGGCCGAUCACAUCAUCGACGCUUACUUAAUAGACGCGAAAGGGCGGCUCGUUGAUCGGGAAACAAUGGGUGAAGAUCUUUUUUGGGCAAUUAGAGGUGGUGGAGGGGCGAGCUUUGGUGUUAUUGUCUCAUGGAAAAUCAAACUCGUUAGGGUUCCACCAAAGGUUACGGUGUUCAACGUUCACAGAAGCAUGGAUCGACAAAAUACCGAAAUCGUCCAUCGAUGGCAACACGUUGCGCAUAAGGUUCAAAAUGAACUUUUCAUUAGAGUAAUUAUACAAUAUAUACACGAUGAUAAGAAUACAUCCGUUCAAGCGUUGUUUAACUCGUUGUUCUUGGGAGAAGUCAAAGAUCUAAUCCCGUUAAUGGACAAAAGCUUCCCGGAACUAGGGUUAGAGCCAGAAGAUUGUACCGAAAUGAGUUGGAUAGAGUCGGUUCUCUACUUUGCAGGAUUCACGAGUGGGGAACCUUUGGAGGUGUUACUUGGAAAUGAAACUGACCCUUACGUAAGCUACUUCAAGGCAAAAUCCGAUUUUGUGACGAAAACUAUACCGAAACAUGUAUUUGAAAGAAUACGGAAAAAGUUCCUUCAACAAAAACUUGUGUUCUUGAUAAUGGAUCCGUAUGGUGGACGGAUGAGUGAGAUCCCAGAAUCUCGUAUUCCAUUCCCACAUAGAGAAGGGAAUUUGUACAACAUACAAUAUUUGGUGAAAUGGGAAGUGAAUGGUGUUUGGGCAUCAAAGGAGCAUAUACAUUGGCUUAGGGCGUUGUAUAGGUACAUGGAACCUUAUGUCUCGAAACACCCGAGAAGUGCGUACCUUAAUUAUCGAGAUCUUGACCUUGGAACAAACCUGCAUGCAAACACGACUUACUCUGAAGCUCGUAAAUGGGGUGAGAAAUACUUUAAGGGAAAUUUUAAAAGGUUGGCUCAAGUUAAGAGGAGUGUAGACCCAUAUAACUUUUUUAGAAAUGAACAAAGUAUUCCACUUUAUUAA
Molecule: messenger RNA, 1425 nt
Organism: Lactuca saligna
Lineage: Eukaryota; Viridiplantae; Streptophyta; Magnoliopsida; Asterales; Asteraceae
Source: the annotation of a GenBank genome assembly